Molecule: messenger RNA, 411 nt
Organism: Gongylonema pulchrum
Lineage: Eukaryota; Metazoa; Nematoda; Chromadorea; Rhabditida; Gongylonematidae
Source: the annotation of a GenBank genome assembly
AUGCUUUCCAAUCAGGACGAAUGUAUAAUACAAAUUAGCGGUGAAGGGGAGGUCAGUGGAGAACCUCUGGAUUUUUUGGGAGUGUUUGUACGAAACGGACAACAAGGAGGCAUUGCGGAUGGUCACAUUGGGGCCGAUCAUUCCAUACUAAUGGAUGAUCGAGCUGACGUCGAAGAGGUCCAGUUCAGUCUCGCUGCUAACGCUGUCAGCGCGACUUUCGCUCGCCGUUUGAACACUUCCGAUCCAAACGACGUUGAUCUUUCCAAGUGUUUUGUCAGUAUUGUUUAUUGCUUAAUUCAUUUCAAGCUAGCCUUCAUUGAAGGCUUCAGUGAAGUUAGGAUUUUUUCUGGAGUGAAUAUUGGAAGACGUUUUUUGGAAAAACACAUCGUUGAAAGGUUGACAAAGCAUUGA